Messenger RNA from Botrytis byssoidea, 1488 nucleotides. RefSeq lists its product as uncharacterized. Gene Ontology annotation, biological process: mRNA cis splicing, via spliceosome. The transcript has 5 exons. The record is from RefSeq and is a predicted model, not a curated record. Gene Ontology annotation, cellular component: precatalytic spliceosome. Gene Ontology annotation, molecular function: RNA binding. Lineage: Eukaryota; Fungi; Ascomycota; Leotiomycetes; Helotiales; Sclerotiniaceae. The coding region runs from base 1 to 1488 and encodes 495 amino acids.
AUGUCUAAUCCUCCCAAUGCUACUCCUGCACGGAAUGGGCUCUCUCUCUAUGCAAACUUGUUAGAUCCAUCAUCGAGUGAUACGCCUGGCUCCAUUACCAAAGCACCUGUUGUUUUCAAUUCAGUGGAAGAUGAAGCUUCUAAGAAACCCCAAAUUGAUGCUGCUGCCCUGAGAUUUCAACCCACGAGGAGACCACAGCUUUCUCAAAAGCCAAAAGCGAAACCAUCAUUCCCAAAAGCUGCCAUUGCCAGUCUGAAUACCAACGAACCGAGCAAUGUAGCCGUCGCGAAGCCUGCCGCAUCAAAUGCUGCCAAGCCUGCUUCUAAGAGCACCUUGGCCGAUUGGGCCGCUGACGAUGAUGACGUAAAUGGAUUCUAUGUUGGAGAGAAAAGGCAAAGAGGUGGAAGGAAACGAAGGAAGAAGAAUAGGGAAGAGCAAGCCGUCGCGCAGGAUUGGGACGAUAUUUACGACCCUUCACGGCCAAACAACUACGAGGAAUAUAAGAAUAGUGAUGAGAAGGUUCGAGAAGUGCGAGAGUGGAAGGAUAGACUUUAUGCUCAUAGAAUGGCGCGAAAGACAUCAAGUGAUAGUGACGACGAGGAAUCAUACCGUCCGAAGAUUGGUAAACAAUUUGCCCCGCCUCCGAAUUAUUCAUUUGCUCCACCCCCAAUUGAUUCUCCUCCCAAGAAUCGUUCCAAGUCCCCACAAAGUGACUUUUAUAGUCCUACUCUUGGAGCAGAGUCUAAUCCACCUCCUCCACCUCCCGAAGAUCAGCCAUUACCCCCACCAGUACCAUCAGUGGAGGCUAUUUCCAGAGCACCAGUGCGAUAUAAUCUACCGCCGGCGCCAAGUGAUCUUCCAGCUUCGGAAGCAGAACUAGAUAAAGCUCUUGCAGACGAAGUAGACGGGGAAGCUGAGGGAGAAGCUGAUGAGAAUGCGCAAAAAUCACUUCGUCCGGGUCAAAAAGGGUUUGCAGAGCGUCUAAUGUCUAAAUAUGGCUGGAGCAAAGGUUCAGGACUGGGGGCCGAUGGUUCUGGUAUGAUUACACCUCUUCAGGUCAAACUUGACAAACGGAAAAAGAAGUCCGAUGCAGAAGGCGGCGGGUUUCGCGAUGCGGGGGGCAGAGGAAAGAUCAUUGGUGGUAAGAAGGUUGUUAAGGAGGAGGAAACAGGCAGAUUCGGACCGAUGUCAGAAGUCAUUGUGCUGCGUGGAAUGGUAGAUAACAUGGAUUUAGAUGAGGAAGUAGAAGGUUCAGGGGAUGGGGGUCUGAUGCAGGAAAUUGGGGAUGAAUGUGGUGAAAAGUAUGGACGGGUUGAACGAGUCUAUAUCGAUAGGCAAAGUGCCCCAGCAAAAGUCUUCGUCAAAUUCACUAAUCAGUUGUCAGCUCUGAGGGCUGUUAAUGCGCUCGAGGGGCGUAUAUUCAACGGGAAUACCAUAUCAGCUUUGUUUUAUGAUACCGAAACUUUUGAGAAGGGUAUCUAUGAAUAG